UCCUGGAGACAUUAGCUGCAGAAAAGGAGGAAUGCAGCAGCAGCAGCAGCAGCGACGGACUUCUGGGGAGAUGAAUGAGGAGAAAGAGGAUGUGUUGCUGGAGCUGGAGGAUGAUGACGAGGAAGAAGAGGGGGAGGAAGAAGAUGGGGAGAUGGUCUUGGAAGAAGUGGAACAAGAUGUCAUUCAGUGCUAUGGAACAAUGCCCAACCAGCAACCACUGCAUAAGCCAGAAUGGGCAGAGUUUAAUCUGAAGCCUGACUCCCUCUACUUUAAUGAUGGCCAAAGAAGAAUCGACUUUGUUUUAGCAUAUGAAGAUGAGAGCAAAAAAGAACAUAAGAGGAGCUUUCAUAAAAAGCAAAUGAGGAAGAGGCUAGCAUAUGAAUCUAACUUGAUAAACCGUGGUUUGCAGCUUGAAGCAACAAGGUCGGUCGUGGAUGAAAAGCUUAUAUUUGUAAAAGUGCACGCACCUUGGGAACUGCUGUGCAGCUUCGCUGAAAUUAUGCACAUCAAAUUGCCCCUGCAACCCAAUGACCUGAAAACCCGUGACUCACCAUUUAAGUGGAUUAGCAGGUUCUUCAGUGUGGAUGAAAAUAUCAUCAAACCAGAGCAGGAGUUUUUCACUGCGCCAUUUGAAAACGACCGUUUGUCAGACUUUUACAUACAGGACAAGGACAUUUUCUUCAAUCCAGCAACCAGGAGCCGGAUAGUUCACUUUAUUCUUUGCCGUGGGGAAUACGCUAUAAGAGACAACGUGAGAAAGUUUGGAAUCAAUAAGCUACUGGACUCUGGGAUCUACAAAGCAGCUUUUCCACUCCAUGAUUCAAGAUUCAACUACCAGUCACAGGAUCCCAACUGUCCAAAUGAACGGUACCUGCUCUACAGAGAAUGGGCUCAUCCUCGAAAUAUUUUCAAGUUACAGCCCUUAGAUCUUGUCAGGAAAUAUUACGGGGAGAAAAUUGGUAUCUAUUUUGCCUGGCUGGGGUUCUAUACUCAGAUGUUACUCCUGGCAGCAGUUGUUGGACUCGGGUGCUUUUUGUAUGGCUAUUUCAUGAAGGACAACUGCACUUGGAGCCAAGAAGUCUGUGACCCGAACAUAGGAGGCAAAAUCAUCAUGUGCCCCCAAUGCGAUCAAGAAUGUACAUACUGGAACCUCACAAUCACCUGUGAAUCGUCUAAGAAGCUGUGUAUCUUCGAUAGCUUCGGAACACUUGUGUUUGCAGUAUUUAUGGGAGUAUGGGUUACUUUGUUUCUGGAGUUUUGGAAAAGACGGCAGGCUGAGCUGGAAUAUGAAUGGGACACUGUUGAGUUCUUGGAGCAAGAAGAACAAAUACGUCCCGAAUAUGAAGCGAGAUGCUAUCGCGUCGUAGUGAAUGAAAUAACACAGCAAGAAGAGCAUAUUCCCUACACAGCUUGUGGAAAGUGCAUGAGGAUGACCUUCUGCACGAGUGCUGUCUUAUUCUGGAUCCUGCUCAUUAUUGCCUCGGUUAUUGGCAUAAUUGUUUACAGGCUCUCUGUUUUCCUGGUGUUUUCCGCAACGCUCCCAAGGCACAUCAAUGGCACUGAAGCCAUCCAGAAGUACUUGACUCCACAAGCAGCAACUUCAGUUUCUGCUUCCAUCAUAAGCUUCAUCAUCAUUAUGAUUCUGAACAUGAUCUAUGAGAAAGUAGCAAUCAUGAUUACUGACUUUGAACUACCAAGGACGCAGACCGAUUAUGAAAACAGCCUCACCAUGAAGAUGUUCUUAUUCCAAUUUGUCAACUAUUAUUCUUCCUGUUUCUACAUUGCAUUCUUUAAGGGUAAAUUUGUAGGUUACCCUGGCGACCCUGUUUAUUGGCUGGGGAAAUACAGAAAUGAAGAGUGUGAUCCAGGUGGAUGUCUCCUUGAACUUACAACACAACUGACAAUAAUAAUGGGAGGCAAAGCAAUCUGGAAUAAUAUACAAGAAGUGCUUCUUCCGUGGCUUAAGAACCUGAUUGGAAGAUUUUGUUCAGCUGCACGAUCUGAAAAAGUUGUCCCUCGCUGGGAACAGGACUACCACCUGCAACCCAUUGGCAAACUUGGAUUGUUUUAUGAGUAUCUUGAAAUGGUUAUACAGUUUGGAUUUGUCACUUUGUUUGUGGCCUCAUUCCCACUGGCUCCCCUUCUGGCACUUAUGAACAAUUUACUGGAAAUACGUAUAGAUGCCUGGAAGAUUACCACACAGUUCAGGCGCAUAGUUCCUCAGAAGGCUCAGGACAUAGGAGCAUGGCAGCCAAUCAUGCAAGGAAUAGCUCUCCUUGCUGUGGUGACCAAUGCAAUGAUAAUUGCUUUUACGUCCGAUAUGAUUCCACGCCUGGUGUAUUACUGGUCAUUUUCCAUUCCUCCCUAUGGAAGUCAGAGCACUUACACCAUGAAGGGGUACAUAAACAACACACUUUCCGUCUUUGCUGUGUCAGACUUCAGAAACGAAAGCAGGCCAGUCGCUCUUCCCGUGUUUGCCAACCAGACAACAUGCAGGUACCGGGAUUUCAGAUACCCCCCUGGGCAUGAACAUCAAUAUGAACACAAUAUCUAUUACUGGCAUGUUAUUGCUGCCAAACUCUCAUUCAUCAUUGUCAUGGAGCACGUCAUCUACUUCGUGAAAUUUGCUAUUUCACACAUAAUUCCGGAUGUGUCAAAGAAAACCAAAAGCAAAAUUAAACGGGAGAAAUAUCUAAUACAGACACUCCUGCAUGAGAAUCCUCUGAAAGCUAUGAAGAAAAAUAUGGGGAGCAUCGCCGACAAAAUAUUAAAAGGCGCAGGUGGCACUUUCCGACCUAAAACUGAAUAGAGACAUGACGGCCUGACAGUGCUUAACCAGUGUGGGCUUGCUUGUGGUGUGUGAAUCUUUCUACCAAAACAAAAAAACAAAGGGAUCGGACCAAAGACUUGGUAGAACGUAACUGCAAAGGAAGAAGUGAAUACUCGUAAACAGAAUGGACAAGUAUUUCAUCGUGGUUUUUGUUGGCUGUUACAAAGGGGCUGUCCUAAUCUAAACUUUUUUGGUGUGCCUUCCGGCUGUAUGCCAUUUGAAACCAAACCUCAGAAACCAAACCACUUGUCUUAAGAGUGACACGGCUUAUUCGGACCAGUUUUGAAUACUUUGUCUGCCUUGUCCAGCUUUAUCAAACUGGGUAGUAAUGGACACUGCGGCAAGGAGGGGAAACGGGGCUACAUACGCUGGCCUCAGCCUUGAGCCCCCUCCGUUCAAAUGUACAGCCUGCACAAAAUGAAUUAAAGCAAAAUGACAAUCCAAAGGUAAGGGGGGAAACCACUCUUGUGUUCCAUAAAGCCUUAAGAGGUAUGUAUACUGAAGGGAACUCACUAAUGGCCAAUCAGGAGUGGCCAGUGCAGUGGGGUAGGGACACGCCCCUGCUCCCCUGACAGCAGUGCUGCUCCUGCUGCUCAAUGGGGCAGUGCAGGGCUGGGGCUGGGUGGCAGUGAUGGGGAGGCAGCACAGGUGCAGCAGCAGAGCAAAUCCAGCAUCUCCUUCCUGCACAGGCCCCAACUGGCUGCUAUGCUGCCCCAUCCCAUUAAGGAGCAGCAGAACCACUGCUGUACGAGCAGCCGCAUGGCCUUGCUCCCCUGCACGGGCUGCUCCUGCAGUCAGCAUAAUAUGAAGGGAUUUGCAUCCCAGUCAGAGCCGUACCGCCACUGGCACCUCUGCAGGUUAGAAGAGCCACAGAAGAGUGGACGCUUCAGACCUGCCUGUGUUUUUGCUCUGUGCUCUCUAAUUUUCCACCUCUCAUUUCAACCUGAAUGUCUCUAGAAGUCUCUGGCAAGUAGUUCACAGUGCUAGCAGACAUUACUGUUUCGCUUCAUGGAUCUAUAGCCAUUCUUCUGUUUCACUGGAAUCCCAAGCUCAUGUUGAUUUCUGGAGAAUGUUUGAGUGUUCAGCUGCCAUCUUAAACUAUUGAGCUUCAAAAUGCAGAGUGGAAGAUCUUGCACUGGUUUGUAGUUCUGACUAUGGACAUGUCAGGCCUGAUCAAUGUAAUGCAUUACAAAAGGCACCAUCAAGAAAUAUUAGUAAAUGGGAUGGAGAAAGCCUUUUCAAUCAUUCAGAAUGUUGAACAAAUAUUCAAGUCCCAACUUCCAGACUAUGAGAGCAUUGUGUCUGUUGAUCCAUGGGUAUUUACACACACACACACACACACACACACA
Messenger RNA from Lacerta agilis (Sand lizard), 4179 nucleotides. RefSeq names its product anoctamin 6 (gene ANO6). Lineage: Eukaryota; Metazoa; Chordata; Lepidosauria; Squamata; Lacertidae. Bases 32 to 2809 code for a protein of 925 amino acids. The transcript has 20 exons. Gene Ontology annotation, biological process: calcium activated phosphatidylserine scrambling; calcium activated phosphatidylcholine scrambling; chloride transmembrane transport. The record is from RefSeq and is a predicted model, not a curated record. Gene Ontology annotation, cellular component: plasma membrane. Gene Ontology annotation, molecular function: chloride channel activity; protein dimerization activity.